Toxoplasma gondii ME49 is the source of this 3744-nucleotide messenger RNA. RefSeq names its product zinc finger, C3HC4 type (RING finger) domain-containing protein. The coding region runs from base 1111 to 2220 and encodes 369 amino acids. NCBI's taxonomy places the organism in Eukaryota, Apicomplexa, Conoidasida, Eucoccidiorida, Sarcocystidae. Gene Ontology annotation, molecular function: zinc ion binding. The transcript is spliced from 9 exons. The record is from RefSeq and is a predicted model, not a curated record.
AGUUGCUCUCCGUUUCCAAAACGGAUUUCGCAGUCGGCAGAAGCGCGGGAGUGUCUGCAUGACCCGCGACCGACUGCUCGUCUCUUGCGCGGCGACUCAGGCUGUUGCUAGCCUUUUCUCUGCACACGGUACACAUCUGAGUCCAACAAGAGAUCUGUGCCGAAGCGGUUCGCUGCAGUCGGGAACUCAACCCAUUUUCCGCUUCGUUGUCCGGCCAUAACUUAUCAAUGUCGAGUGGAGACAGGCCACGGACGCUGUCAAGUUGCAGCGCUAGCCUCCCGUGAGUCUGCUGUCUGAGGCAAUUCGCCGCCCGCUCCCGGUUUCUUGUCAGUCUCCCGCCCUUACCUUCACGGUACGAUGCAUUCCUUCUUCGGAGGAAGGUGUCUUCCCCCGAUCCGCUUCGCCGCUGUCUAGCCGACUCCGCCGGUCUGUGCUCCAUGCUGGUUUCCGUCGAUUCUCGGACUUGUUCUUUGUAGUUCCACGCUUGCGAGCCCCGAGACUCUCCUCUCCUGCCCUCCAGUGCUCGCGGCUUUCAAGAAAGCGGCCGUGAAGCGCCGCAGUGCCAUGAGAUAUGCUCCUCCAGAUAACGCGAUUCGCCGUCUCACUUGGGCAACCGCCAGGCGUCUGUACACCCGAGAGAGCAACUUGGCGCGCGCGCGCGUGGAACCUGGCAGAAGCCUGCGGUGCAGACGUUUUCCUCUCCCUCUUCGGACUGGUCGUCUCCGAGUCUGUGCAGCUGGACUUCCCCCCCCAAUUUGCUUGUUUGGGGUGACGCGGCUUUUGCGUUCUCGGAAAAACCUGGUUUCCGUCGCACUCAGAACGCGGCGCUUCUCCCUGCACCUGCCACUCCAGCGCCUGCAAAUGAGGGUCCCCCUCGUUGCCUUGUGUGCCUCGCGCGCGCUGCGGCCUUCUCCGCUCCUUCUCUGCAGAGUUCCCGAGGCCUCGCUCGCCGCCGCAGACCGCAGAGAGGCAGCAGAAGGCGUCGGCAGAGCGUCGGGGAGAUGCCUCUGUCUGAGCAGACAGACGGGGACAUCGGCGAGCUCGGCGCACACAAGAAGAGACUGAGAGAAGACCCCAGCGACGCAGGGCGGACGCCGGAAGGAAAGAAGAAUGGAGGCGGCGGAGGCCGAGGCCAUUGCGUUGCAAAUUCAACGCGACCUCAAUGAGGAAGCUGAGAAUCUGCGCCGGGAUCGGCGCAUGGCGGUAUCCGUCUACGUUUUCUACGGCUUCUGUCUUGUCGGCUUCAGUGCCUGCCUGAUUGCUCUCCUCGCCCUCUACAACAACGACUGGGGUCGAAGCUGCGAUGUAGGGAUGAAAGUAUGGAGCGUCGUCUGGCUGGCUCGGAUGAUUCUGCAAUUGAUUUGCAACACAGCAGUGACGGCCUGGCGCAUGCGGGCGGGGACCUCGGUGCCGCGAGCGAUGAUGCUUCUCCCGCGACUUGUGCAUGCGUUCGGAUUUACUUGGUGGCUUCUGGGCGUCGAACAACUCUUCUUCGAACCCAGCUGCGAAGAACCGACGCUCGCUCGGACGGUCUCGCAGGUCAUGUUUUGGAUGACCGGCACUGUCUACUUGAUUCCCUUUGUUGUCUAUACACUCAUCUGCGUGUGUCUGCCAUGCAUCAUUUACUUCAUGGUGCGAUUCGCCGUGAGACCCGCGGAUCGGCAGCCGACGCCGCCUUCACUCGUGCAGCAACUCGAAGUGAAGACGUACGGCGACUUGAUCGAAACUCUGCGACGCCAGUACACUCUCGACACCCAUGAGGUGGACAUACAGCACGAGCGUCGGACGUUGCCGAGUCUCUCUCUCGAGACGGUGAUCGACGGAGUCUCCAAUUUGCUCACUCCUGGCCCAGCGGCUGCCGGGGCGCCAGCUCCCUCCACGACCGUUGGCGGACUCCCGCGGACUCCGGCUGGAGCGCCCUGGGCCAUCGACCUCGGCGGAGACAGUGGAGUGAGCGCCUCGGGGCUCCUCAGUCGACAGUCGAUCUCCGUCAACAAGGCAUGUCCGAUCUGCAUGGUCGACCUCGACGACGAAGACGAGGUUCUCAUCAUGCCUUGCGACAGCCGCCACUUCUUCCACAGGGCCUGCGUCGAGCACUGGCUGGAAACAAGUCAAGCUUGCCCCAUUUGUCGCGCCAACAUCGUCAACAUCCUCACAGGGACGCCAUCGGAUCCCACCUUGCUGCCGGUGGACCAUCGAGACCUGGAAUUACAGAUUUGAAGUUCGGAAGCCAGGCGGGUUUCUUUCGCUGGCCGCGAAGGCGGAUCAGAGAGCGAGAGACAGCGCUUCGAAAGCGGGUUCUCUCCCUCGCUGUUCCGCCGUUCUCUUCCUCUCAUCGCUAGCUCGCUCACACACACGACCCCAGCCAGAGACCGGAAGGCAGUCUGUCCAGCUUGUCAGGAAACUUAAGGAAGGGAACCUCCGUCCCUGCCUCGGAGCGAAGUCGCCUCCGGCUCGGCAGGCGAUUCGGCUUAUAUUCGGAGCGCACCUGGGGCGCGCGGCCCACAGGCCCCCUGGAGACGCAGUCGCCCUCUCGAGUGCAUCGCCCGUCGGGUGUCCAGAACUUUCGUGGCUGGCCUAGGCGUACAGACACCGGGGUGCGUGGCGGCCUUUCGCGGUGUUUCAGGUUUUCAACAAUUUCCGACUUCCUUCUCGAGGUUGCCAGGGCAGCCGGUUUUCGCGGGAUCGAAUGGGGUCGCAAGAGUUCCAGAACCGUCAAUUGUUUCGUCUAAGAGACCACGGGGACCGAGGGAAACGGACAGAAAGGCGUUUGUCAAGUUUCUGACGCAAGAGGUUGACACUACCCUUUUCAGGGUAGAUGCGCCACCGUAUGAAAAAAUGCCAUCAUCCCUAAACGCUGUCUGUUGUAGUGUGCAAAGCAUCAUCGUUCAGUCGGAUUUCUCUCCGGCCCGGGACUUCUCUGCGAGUCUCGGAUUCUUCCUCCGGCCACAGUGGUGAGCGCCUUGGUGUAAACCGCUUUCAGAAACCGCGGAUUUCUCGGCCUUCCGAAGGACGCGUGACGAAGCGAAGAGAGUUGACGAAGGCAAUCUAGAGUCGAUGGAAAACUCGAGAGAGACGCAGAGCGCAGACCCGUCGCUAUCGCCCACUCCGCACACCUUCCUGGGGUCCCGGCACCGGCGGGGCUUCUUGCUGCGCGGAAGAGAAUCGUAUUUUUAGGAUUGCAUCCAGAUAUUUCGUCGCGAAACAGGUCGUGCUUAGAGGAGAAAAGUUCUUCAGUCGCCGCUCUCUCGGGAGCCGAGUCGCACAGGCUCGUUCCUCGAGAAUAAGCCGCGAGGUAUCCGGGUCGAGAAACAGGGGAUUCUGUUGCCUCGCCAGUGACAAAAAGAACUAUUUCUGUCAGAGAGGAGAGUUCAAUCGAGAUCAGUUGAUGAAGAAACUUGAAGCAGUUACGUAUUAAAGUGGAUCUUCGGAUUCAAGUGCUUCGGCAGCCUGAAUUUCGGGGACUGUGAUUUCGUCUUCAGUUUCACAGACACAAGAAAUCCUGUAUCUCGCCACGUCUCGAGAAUCUCCUCCAUAAAUCUGGAGUCCUGGACACCGCACAGAUUUGUCACAGCCCAAAUCUCGACGCCUCUCUCCGUAUCUCACUCUAUCUGUAUCCUUUGUGCAGUGGUCUCCACUGAGAGAUGCCUAGACUCAAAUAGAACAAUCUACAUAAAUUCUUACGCAUAUAGAUAUAUGAAUAUGACGAUAGACGCAGGUACUCGUAUAAAUACAUCUGCCCAC